AUGUUACUAUGGCAUGAAGCAAUGGCACAUCGGGGAUCUACAGAGAUUGCUUCAGCACUACUAUUCUAUAUUACUAACAAGUAUAGUCGUCUCAAAGCAGGUGAAGAAAGAAAACUAGUUGUAUGGUCAGACAGGCUCAUCCAUGGCGGCAUUUUGUGCACAGACGGUGGUAGAACUUGGCACGCCACGCUAGAGCUUCGACCUUUAGAGCGCAAGAGGUUUGUGGAUUUUAAGCCUGGUAUUCCUACAUGGUACAAUGUCCCUUUAAGGUGCAACUUAAGCAAUUAUAAUCAAUUGCCAUUCAGGAUACAGACAACUUACUUACCUCAUUAUUGUGGAAGGUUCCAUGAUACUGAGGAUUUGGUGUGCUUUGAGAUUGCCUCGCGUAUCCGUAAAAAAUGA
Molecule: messenger RNA, 402 nt
Organism: Acanthoscelides obtectus
Lineage: Eukaryota; Metazoa; Arthropoda; Insecta; Coleoptera; Chrysomelidae
Source: the annotation of a GenBank genome assembly